CAACCAUGAGACUCGUAGUCUGUUUUCUUUCUCUGCUCACCGUGUUCGGCCCUGGAGAAUGUGGGAAUGUUUUAGUUUGGUUUUCUGACGGCAGUCACUGGAUCAAUCUGAAGAUCGUGUUGGAAACGUUGAUUGACAGGGGACACAGUGUCACUGUGCUGGUGCCGGAUGCCUCUCUCUUCAUGAAAGCUAAAGAAUCGGAUCGCUUCUCUUACCAACCCUUUAACGCGUCCAUGGAUGAACAGGAGGUGCGAGACUUCAUUGAGGAAUUCGUUUAUUUCUCAGUGUAUGAGACCGAUCAGUUAAACUUACUGCAGAUUCUAAUGAAAGUCUACAAGUUUGUUUCCAUUAUUCAGGAUAUGUGUAUAUCAUACUGUGACGGCAUUCUCAAAUCGUCAAUGUUGAUGGACAAAUUGCGGAAUGGAAAGUUUGACGUUGUUCUGUCAGAUCCGAUGUAUCCGUGCAGCGAUAUUGUGGCUGAAGAGCUGAACGUUCCCUUGGUUUACACGUUCCGAUUAUCAAUUGCUAACGUUCUAGAGCGGAUGUGUGGUCAGUUACCAGCUCCACCAUCAUUUGUUCCUGGAGUCAUAAGUAAACUCACAGACAAGAUGAGCUUCACAGAGCGAAUCAUUAAUAUGCUCUUUUACCUUUCUCAAGAUUUUUUCGCCACUAUUGCUUGGAGAAAAUUUGACAACUAUUACACUGAAUAUUUAGGAUGGCCCACUUCCUAUUGUGAGAUGAUGGGUAAAGCUGAUAUCUGGUUAAUCAGAAUCUACUGGGAUUUUGAGUUUCCACGGCCAUUCCUGCCCAACUUCAAAUACGUUGGAGGCCUUCACUGCUCCCCUGCAAAACCAUUACCCAAGGACAUGGAGGAGUUUGUACAGAGCUCAGGGGAUGAUGGGAUUGUGGUCUUCACUCUGGGGUCCUUGGUAGACAAAAUGCCCAAAGAGAUGAGCAAUAAAGUUGCCUCUGCACUGGCACAGAUUCCACAGAAGGUUUUAUGGCGAUAUGGUGGAGAGAAGCCAGAUACUCUUGGUGAAAACACCAGAAUCUAUAAGUGGAUCCCUCAAAAUGAUUUAUUGGGUCACUCUAAAACCAGAGCAUUCAUCACUCAUGGAGGCACUAACAGCUUAUAUGAGGCCAUAUAUCAUGGAGUUCCAAUGGUCGGGAUCCCCUUGUUUGCUGACCAGCCUGAUAAUUUAGUUCAUAUGAAGGCAAAAGGUGCUGCUGUUGUUAUAGACAACAUCAAAACCAUGGAGCCGCAAGACCUGGUGGAUGGACUCAAUGCCGUCAUUAAUGAUCCCUCGUAUAAAGAGAAUGUGUUGCAUUUGUCCAGGAUUCAUCAUGACAGACCAGUAAAGCCUUUGGAUGAGUCUGUGUUCUGGAUUGAGUUCGUCAUGCGCAAUAAAGGCGCUAAACACCUGCGUGUCGAGGCCCACAACCUUACCUGGUACCAGUACCACUGUCUGGAUGUGUUCGCUUUUCUCAUCACUGUCCUCACUGUAGUUCUCUACGUCUUCUUUAAAAUGUGCAAAUUAUUCAUAAUGCGUUGCUGUUUUAGAUCAAAGAGGAAAAGCAAAAAAGAGUGAUGAAGCUUUUGGAAAACCCCUUUUUUGCACUGAACAUUAUGUCUCUCUGCCCACACCAUGGGAUGUCCAUCCUGAGGUCCAGUAGCUGUACUGUUAUUAACCAAAGUCCCUUUAGGACAAGUCAUUUCACUCUGUGACCAUCUUUGAAACACCUCUCGGGCAUGCAAGUGCAGUUCCUAUCUCUUUGAAUGGGGAAACAUUGAAUUCUCUAAAACUGUUCCCCAAGCUUACAAAUACAUUUCAUAUUUGAAAUCACCAAUGAAAUCUGACAACAACUGUCUCAUCAAAGUUAUUAGUUUUGCUCAUAUACCUUUAAAAAAAGCAUAUUAUUCAGGCUAGACCAGCCAGUGCACAUGCACAAUCACUGUAGUUCAUGGAUGUACCUCAUCACCACAUCCCUCAACUUCAGAUGGACGUACAGUAAUAAACUAGAGUAGGCUACAGUCAUUCUUAAUCACAGUAAGUCUUGUUGAUGUCACCCUUGCUUUGUUUACUUUUUUGGAAUGAUCUAUAGCCUAUUGUGGA
Sinocyclocheilus rhinocerous is the source of this 2114-nucleotide messenger RNA. Its product is annotated as UDP-glucuronosyltransferase 2C1-like. Lineage: Eukaryota; Metazoa; Chordata; Actinopteri; Cypriniformes; Cyprinidae. The record is from RefSeq and is a predicted model, not a curated record. The transcript has 6 exons. Gene Ontology annotation, molecular function: glucuronosyltransferase activity. Bases 6 to 1589 code for a protein of 527 amino acids.